AAAAAUUCUAGUUCCGUAUAAACAUGGCGAAUAUUGUUUAUAUUGUUUAUCACUAGUUCUAUCUAGAUCUCGAUAGUAAAUUUAACUUUGGAUGUAGAUCUAUUUAGAUUAUUUUGAUAUUUCUACCAAACAACCUCUUGUCCGAUAAGCAAAUUUUAAAUAAGUUAAACUACAAUUAUGUCUAAAAAAGACAGACGGCGUGUGAUGGCCCAGAUAUGGGGCACUCCGACAAGCCAUGAUAUUGAUAUGGUAGAUGAGGGGAAUCAGAUUGUAGUUUUUUCUAAUUAUAGAGGCAUCAUAAACUGGUGGAUGGAGAUUUUUAAGGCUUACUAUCCCAACAUAAAAUGUCGUGAAAAAGGAGACACUAUUAAGAUCAAACCAACAAUGGGUGUCACCAUCAAACUUAAUAAAACAACAAGACUCAUGAAAAUCAGUGGAAAGGAUCAUUGGCCCUGGUUUGUUGACACCUUUGAGAAACUUCUUGAUGUUGGUAAUGGGGAUGCUGUUGAGUUGCAGAGUGAUGGAGCAUCAGCUGUGUCUGAAAAUUCAGUUACCAGAUAUCUUCAGCUUGAUAAGGAUGAUGAAGAGGUUCAAGAUUUGCUUGAUAGAAUUCCAGAAGGUGGGGGAAUCAUGCACCAUGAAUUUAUUAUGCGCCUUUGGAAAAGUUUAUUAGAUGACUGGUUCGGAGUAGGAGCUGCUGUGUAUAUUGUGACACCAAGAAUAGACUCUGAAAGAUUGUUUACAGUAAUGUUACUUAUGAUCAGAAAUAAAGGGACAGGUUUUUCAGUAACUCUUUUAACUCCUGCAAAGCAAGAUGGUGAACGCUUUGAGAAAAUAAUGGAGAAAACAAAACGUAGGAUGAAAGAGGUUAAAACAGCCCAGGAUAGCAGGCUCAUCUCAGACGUCAAACUGCAGUGGGUAAUGGACACACUCAUCAUACAGCAUGAGGAUUUCUCCACUAAUUUCAUAGCAGCACAUAAAGAUGGUGAAGCUGAGGUUCUGACCACCACAGCCCAUUUCCACAAGGCACAUUUUCAUCACCAACAAAAAGACAAUGUGUGUUAUAAUAGACUCAGCCCACACGACCUCCGUAAAAACUACUUGCUUCCUCUUAAUAUUGGCAACAAUGUGUUUUGAAAUGAAUUGAGAGCUUUUGUUUGUACUUUCCCUGAUUAGAAAUGCUGAUAGCUCAAGAUAUAUUUUCAAAUGUCUGGAGCAUUUGCCUUUGGAAAAAAAAAGAUAAACCACUUUUUUUGUCUUUUAUUGUUUAAAAAUAAGACUGCUUUGUUAAUAUUUGUAUAGAGUGAUUGUUGAAGACAGUUUUGAAGUUACUUAAUGGAGUGAACUAGAAAGUAUUAGCCCAGCCAUUUUUAAUAAAUACAAUUUUUAAGUUAAAUUUUGUAUUCUUUUUUUAUUUCCUCUCCCCUUUCUGCCACUUAAUGAUUGGCUGUUUCCACGUUUAAACAUUACAGUUUUAGACUUUUAGUCUGUAGAAAUAUUGGAAAUUUAUUAACUCUUUCUUUCCUUAAUUAUUUUCCACGUUCAGAUGGAAUCAUUCAUUUAGCUCAUUUGUGUUUCACUUCCCUGUUAUGAUUGAACUUCAAUAACUUUUUUUGUAUGUAAUCAGGAAAUGUUAUGUUAGUUAUAUAAUUAUAGAAGAAUACUUGUUCUUUUUAUAUAAGAUAAAUUAAAGUUUAUAAAACAAAAAUUAAUUUAAUUUAAUGGGUUCAAAUCAACGUUGGUAUCAUCAGUUAGGAGAGAAAAAGUUAUGGUUAGGUUAACAAUACUGAAAUAUUACUUUUUAAAAAGUUAUUAAACUGGUCUUGAAAACUAUUGGUUGAUAGUCCUACCGAAGUGUCACAUCCCUGUUGUAUAUUCAUAUAUUUAUUAGAGUGAUGUUGUGAAUGCUUGUAUAAUAUUGAUUUACUAUUGAUAUGAACAAAUUGAUAAUCAAUUUGAUUAGCAUUUUAUUCUCUUGCUUGUACUUCAGUAUUUUUAUGACUACAAUUUAUAGUCACAGUCUAACAGAUAUUAUUAAAUAAUUCCUUGUAAUCAGAGUGAGAUCUUAGAAGGCUUAAAUCCUCAACAAAUUGAUACAAGUCACUAUAAUAAUUUGUUAAAUUUGGAACUAAUUUAUUUACAUUGUCUAAAGCAGUGCUUCCCGCAUUUUAUCUUUAAUAGAACACUUCACACAUUUUAAGUAUUUAGUGAAACACUUUUCUUAUUUUUAGAGAGAUUAAUUUACAUGGUGGCCUACUAGUUAAUUAUUCCUUUAGUUCACGGAACACAGCUUGGGAAACACUGGUCUGAAGCUAAAAUAGCACUUUAACUGUUAUUUGAACAAACCUUAUUUCAAUUGAAGGGCUGUUAUUUAUUCUUCUUGUCUCCCUUCAUUAUCUAUACAUCUGUUGUACAAAAUGUUGCAUAAUGUUUUUGAUUAUUUUUGUUACAGAAGAUUUUAUCAUUAUUAUUCUUGGUGGUUGUGAAUUUUUUAAAUAAUUUAUUAUAUCUCAAUGCGGAUUUAUUUACCUUUGGACCAACACCAUUCUCACCAUUCAUUAAUUUCUGUGCAAUCAAGCUUAACCUGUAAAUUGGCAUUUUAAUUUCUUCUACCACUUUCAGACAUUGUGAAGUGCUUUACUAUAAAAAACAAUUUAAUGCAUCUACCAAUGAAGGUGUCACCUCAUAUUCCAACCUUGCAUGGCAAGUUUAGCACAAGCAAUUUUUCAAGUCAAGAUUGACAGUCUAGUUCACUUUGUGUCCCAUAGGCUACUUAAUCAUUUUUAAUUUUCAUUUGAAAAUAAUAAAAAUAGUUCAAUAUGUUAAUAUUACAAGAACAAGCCACCUCCAUAUCCAGUUUGUCUUCUGGAAACACGUUUGAAUUAUAAGUAAAGACGAAGAAAGAAUUAUUUUUAAUUUAAUUUUGUAAAAUAUUUUUUUUUACAUACACUUAAAAUGUUAUUAUUGUAUGUAGUUUGUUAUUAAUUUUUAAUUUUUCGUUAAAUCUUAUUAUUGUAUACAGAUCUGUCAUUAAUUGUUUGUUGAAUGUUAUUAUUGUAUACAGUGUGUUAUUAAUUUUUAAUUGUUUGUUAAAUGUUAUAAUUGUGUAUAGUUCUGUUAUUACUUGUUUGUUAAAUAUUAUUAUUGUAUACAGUUCUGUUAUUAAUUGUUUGUUAAAUGUUAUUAUUGUAUAUAGUUCUGUUAUUAAUCGUUUGUUAAAUGUUAUUAUUGUAUACAGUUUGUAUUUAAUUUUAAAUUGUUAUUUAAUGUUACUUUGUAAUUUUGAAUUCUUAUUUAUUUUUUAUGUUUCAUUUUUUAAGUUGAAGAUUUAAAAUUGAAUGAUUUGAGGUGUAUAUUAAUAUUUCUUGUCUCAAAACGAUAAUCUCUCUAAUGAUGAUGACCAAGUAAUUGCUGCAAGUAAUAAACUAAAGAUAAGCACUCAAAGAACUUAGCUAUAAAGAAUAUGGUAAUUAAUUAACACUUUUGCUUUUCUUUUAUCUAUAUUUGUUAAAUAUGCUAAUUGUACAUGAUUAUAGAAGUGCCUCUUUUUAAUCAUAAAGCCAUGCUAAAAAUAGUCUGUUACCAUCUUGGCCCGUAAAAAAAAGAUCUUCGUAUACAUAGUGUUCAAAAUAAAAUUUGUUUUUAAGACAUGGGUGAUUUAACAAAUAAGACUUUGAACAAGUUGAUUUACUGUAGUUAAACAAAUCAGGAAAAUUCAAUCUGAGUAUUGGACUUUUUGAUAUUCUAAUAUUAUGCCAUUUAGGGAUGUAAUGAUAGUGUUUUAAUUAAAAGAUCAUUUAUUAAAACCUUACUUUAUUGUUUGAGAUCAACAAAUAGCUUUUUUUUUUUCUAAAUUUUUAUUUCUGCUAAUAAAUGAAAGCAAAACUUUUAAAAUGUUCAAUUUUAUCCUUGAAAUUAUUCUAGUGCAAAGGUACAUGAAUAUAACAAUUGUAGAUUUAUUUAUUUAACUUGUUAUGAAACUUUUAUUAAAAAAAUAUUUAAAUUAGUUUUGAUGUUAUGUAUGUUUAAAUGUUGUUUUUACAAAGCUUAUAUCAACUCUCUCUGUCUGGUUAAAAAGUUUGAACAUAUAUUUUCUUCAUUUCCUAUUCUUGGAUCACUUUGCUCAAUUAUUCAUUGGACAUGAAUCUAUAAAAAAAAUAAAAAAUUUACCAAUUAGUUAAUUAAUUAUUGCUGAUUAAUUAUUCUGUUUGAUAAUGAAAAAAGAGGAAUAACUGCUACUUAAUGAGAAAUGUGGAUGUGUAUAUUAUGUUUUGACAUGUUUUUCCUCCCACAUCCCAUUCUUGGAUCAAGUUGGAAUUGUACAUAAUAUUCAUAGUCUACGACAAUACAUGAAUCAAUCAAAAAUUAACCAAUUAAUUAUUGCUAAUUAAUGAAUUUUGUAUUACCUGUCAUAAAAGAAGCUAAACCCUGCCAUUUUCAAAUAAAUUGCAGUAAUUAGUGGUUCUUUCCCUUAGAUAAGCUUUUUUUUUUAAAAACUAUUUUUUUUUCUUUUUCUUGUUUCACUCUUUUUAUUUCAUUCAGGCCUAAUGUGUAAAUGGUAUCAUCACUGUGCUGAUUGAAAUGUUUGUUGCAAAAAGUAACAAGUUUAUACUUCAAAAAAAAAACAUUCCGCAAAGAUUCUGCUUAUUAAUCAAUAUACAUUUAAUAAAUGAAUCACCCUUAGACUACCGGUACUUUAUUUCAUUUAUUCUAGCAAGUUUGGAUGUUAUAUGAUUUGCUCUGAUAUUGAAAAAAUCUUUUAAAAAUUGAAAAGGUGAAAGAAAAAAAGGAAACAUUCCUAUGGCAAAAAAAAUUACAAUAUAUGCAAUUUUAGAGGCUCUCUAUUUUUGUAAAUGUUACAGAUUUUUUUUUUGUCUAUUUAUACUAUUGUAAUUUAAAUUUACACUAUUUUGGCAUGAAAAAUAUAAUCAUCUACAUUUUGUUGAUAGAAUGUCAUAAUAUUUAAACCUUUAUUCCUAAAACCAUUUUAAAUACCUGAUACCUAUGAAGGGGCCAUAAAAAAAAAGUAAGUUGUACAAAGAGAGAAAUUCUCAUCAUGAGAAAAUUGACUAAAAUAGUGCUAGCAUAGAUGAAUGAAAGAUGACAUGUCUGUCUAUUCAUUUAAUUAGUUUAAUUCUUGAAACAUUGGGAAAUUGUCAUUUUUACUUUGGGAUUUAUAACUAAAUGCAAACACAACAGAUUUACUGACCCAUGGAAAAAAACAAAAAAAUUUCUUGAGGCCCCUCAUACCCAAACAAUGUGCCCCAUCCUUGAUGUGCAUGCCCCACAUUUGGAGAAAUGCUGUGUUAACUCUUACUUGUUUUUAUGGCACAUAAACAAAUGAGAUCUGUGUGUGUGUGUAACAAAAAAAGAUUUAGUAAUCUAUAAGGGGCUUUAUAAUACUUUAUAUCCAUUUAUAUAUAAGGACAAGAACCAACUGAUAUUAUUGUUUAUAUGUUUUUCUUCCAUUAAGGGAUACUAAAACUCAAAAGGGCCAAAAAAAUGGAUGUUUCAUAUGGGAAAAAAAUACAUAUAUUGAGUAAAAAAAAAACAUGGUUAUGUAAGGUUUGAGAACUAAAUUAGGAAAGAGGUGUUCCUUUUGACUGUAAUAUGGGCCAAGGCAAAGGGUUACUACAAUUCACUUGUCAAAUGGUCUAGGUGUGUAAGAGAGGCAUAAUAAUGCAUGUCAUUCCUUUGUAGAUUUAAACAAAAGAAAAAGUGUUCUGACAAAUUAGUCUAAUUAUAAUUUGAGAUUUCCAUCUCAAGUACACUUUAUGAUGAUGGUCUACAAAUCAGUUCCAAUUUAGUAAUUGUAUUUCCGAAUUUUGUGUAUUUUAAAAUUCAAUUAUGUAGUGUAAAAUGUGAGUUUAUCUACUUGUAGACACAAUCAAUUCAAAGAAUUUAAAUUAGAACUUCAUAUGACUUUAUUUUGUUUCUAAAAUAGAGAUUUGUUACUGUACACAAGUAGCGUGGAAGACUUGUACAAUCAAUGUACUGGACCGUACCAAGCUGUACUAAAGUAAACUUGUACAUUCUCUCUGUGGCUUCAAUAAGGUCCCUGAAAGAUUGCUGAUAUUAGAAAUUUCAAAAGCAUUUAGUGAAUCCUUUCUAGAAAAGCACAUGGCCAUAUUUCACAAUGAUUUGUUAAUACCUGUAAACUCAGAAGUAUACUGACUUCAGUCACGUGAGCACAAGGUGAUCCCUACCUGUGCAGCCAGUUCAUUUAGAACAAUAUUUUUCACUGCAUAAAUUUCAAAAUUUCAGCAAAGAUCUUCUUUAAUCUGUCCUUUCUUUUUAAUCAUAUAAAUUAUAAGGAAUAAAAUUAAAACUUUACUCACAAAUACCAAAUCCUAAAAUAUUAUUUAUCUAUUUCCUUCAUUUUGAUUAAUGUAGGUUUCAGAUGUUCAUUCAGAAAUGAUUAUUACAUCCUAGCCCAAACCUGCAGAUGGCUGCAGGCACAAUUUGAACCCAGAACCAUUUUGAUGACAGUUUUAAAUUUCUAUAUAUUUUUAUCAGUAAACCAGUAAAGGUGAAUGUACACUUCAAAAAGAUGUAAACCAUAUUUACAUAUAUCUAAGUACCUGUAUAAUUACUUUUUGUUUACUUUGCUUGUGAAUAUUAUGUUUGUGUAUGUAAAUCUUUGACUGCAUUUGUUAUUCUUUUUUGUCUCACUUAAAAAUUGUUCUCAUUGCAUUUCCAUAUUGAGGAAUGAACAUGAUAAAAAUGAAAGUUAUAACUUAUGUUCUGAUUAUA
This is a messenger RNA of Biomphalaria glabrata, 6753 nucleotides long. RefSeq lists its product as uncharacterized. NCBI's taxonomy places the organism in Eukaryota, Metazoa, Mollusca, Gastropoda, Planorbidae. The record is from RefSeq and is a predicted model, not a curated record. The transcript has 5 exons. Bases 178 to 1137 code for a protein of 319 amino acids.